GAGCAGCCCCGCCCCUGUCGGCGGAGGGAGGUGACCGCCCGCUGCCGGUCCGGCGGCUACCUCAGCACUUCCGGGUCGGGGGAGGGGCGGGGCGGAGCGAGGAGGCGGUGGGUGCGUGACGUUGCCGGAGGGCUCCGGGGCCGCUCGGCGCCUGUUUAUUGUUCUCGCCGCCCGUUCUUCCCGCCGCCGCCUUUGCCUUCCCCGCCGCCUCAAGGGAGAGGCCGGGAAGGCGCUCAGCCACCGAGUCAGCCCGCCGGCGGAGGGGGCGGAGCGCCAGCCCUGACAGCGGGGGCGGGGGGAGCGCGCCCGCGCGUCACGAAGGAGACAGCGAGAGCCGGGGAGCCGGGGAGCGGGCGGCCAUGGCCUACGCCUAUCUCUUCAAGUAUAUCAUCAUCGGGGACACAGGUGUUGGGAAAUCAUGUUUAUUGUUACAGUUCACAGACAAGCGAUUUCAGCCAGUCCACGAUCUCACUAUCGGUGUAGAAUUUGGGGCUCGAAUGAUAACUAUUGAUGGAAAACAGAUAAAGCUUCAGAUAUGGGAUACGGCAGGACAGGAGUCCUUCCGUUCCAUCACAAGGUCAUACUACAGAGGGGCAGCAGGGGCUUUACUAGUGUAUGACAUUACAAGGAGGGACACUUUCAACCACUUGACGACUUGGUUAGAAGAUGCUCGUCAGCAUUCCAAUUCCAACAUGGUUAUAAUGCUUAUUGGAAAUAAAAGUGAUUUAGAAUCUAGACGAGAAGUCAAGAAAGAGGAAGGUGAAGCAUUUGCACGAGAGCAUGGACUUAUCUUUAUGGAGACAUCUGCCAAAACUGCUUCCAAUGUAGAGGAGGCAUUUAUUAACACUGCAAAGGAGAUCUAUGAGAAGAUCCAGGAAGGAGUUUUUGACAUUAAUAACGAGGCAAAUGGCAUCAAAAUUGGCCCUCAACAUGCUGCUACUAAUGCAACACUUGCAGGCAAUCAGGGAGGACAACAAGCUGGAGGAGGCUGCUGUUGAGCCUGUUUUUACUUUCUAGCUGCCUGGAUGGGGCCUACUAACUUGUUUGUUCACCCUUCCCUUCCCCCCACCCUGCUCGCCUCCACUUCAAUUCGACUGAGACAUGAAACUUGUAAGUUGGUUUCCUGUUGCAGAAGAAGACUUUAUCCUUCAAAUUCUUGUAUAACUUUGAAUAAAUGGUUAAUGUUCACUUAAAGACAGAUUUUGGAGAUUGUAUUCAUAUCUAUUUACAUUUGAUUUCUAGGUCAAUUGAUGUGAUUAUUUUUGUUAAAUGUUGUCUUGUGCCCUUGACUACGAACUGAACUGUAUUAAACACUACAAAGUCAUCUGAGUAUUUUAAUCAGUUUGUGUAGUUAGGUUUCCCAGCUUCUGCGGUUACCUAAUGUUUAAUAUUGUAGAGCUGUCCUCAAGUUUUUUGUCAAUUUUCAAGGCUACAAAGAGAAGCGGAAGGACUCUUUUAAUUCUGUAUUUAUCACUUUCUGUAUAUAUAGUUUAAUAACCUGCUUGGGUGUACUUGCCAAGCUAGAAUUCUUUAAUGCAUUUGCAUAAAUUCUAUACUACUUAGAGCUUGAAAACUACAGAAGCAUUAAUAGAAGUUGCUUGGACGCUAAAUUUUAAGCCUUUUUGACAUUGUUAGCAUGUUCAUCCUCCCCUGCCAUUAUCCUGAAGUCCAAGAGAAAUGCUUAAUGUAUAUUACUAGAGGCUACAUACGUGCUAUCUAUUUUAAUGCCAAAUGUUUGCUGUUUGUCCACAAUUUCCACAGCACCUCUUCAGAAAUGGAUUAGCUGUUUGCCUUAACAAAUAUUAUAGGUCAAAACAGAGCGUGAAUGAAAAGUAGAGGAGGAGUUGAUAAAUUUAAAAUGGCACAUUAUAAAAACGGUAAUCUUUUCUUAAUGCUUUUUUCUUGUUUACCACUUGAUUUCUAGGUAUAUUUUUCAUGCAAGGACAGUUUUUCAACCUAAAUGUACAGUGGUUGUGUAAAGUUUUCUUUUAGUGACAACUUGUAAUCCUAAAUAUGGUAAGCAUCUUGUCUAUUGUGAAGAGGGUGUGAAAAUAAAAUCUACCAGUUUGGAAAUCUUGAUGAAAAUCAAAACUAGAAAUGCUUUUGGUACUUAUUAUGGUGGUGGUUGGGGGCGUGGGGUUGUUUUGCCUCAGAUGAAAAGGUUGCAAUGGUACAAAACAAAAUUCUGUGUUUAUUUGUUGAAGUACAGAAUAUUCACGCAACUUUCCCUACAAAUGAGGAAACAACUGAGUUUCCACCACAUCCUAUUUAUAUAAACUGAAGAUAAAAUUCUAGGUCAUGCUUCAUAUAUCUAAAAAAAAAAAUUUUAAAAAGUGGAAGGGACUUUUGUGUUACUGGACCAAUACUGACUGCAACAUAACACUGGGAGACAUAGAUCCUUAUAUAAUCCAGACUUAUUGUCAGAACUUUAACAUCAGAAGGUCAUAAACUUCCUGACAGUUACAACAUAGCAGCAGCUCUGACUAAAUAGAGUUUAAAAUACAUGUGGAACCUUUUGUUUGUAUCUGGGGGAAGGGACAACUGAUAAGGAUUUAUGUCAGUUGCCAACUUCAGAUCUUUUCUUACACAUUCAGGAGCAUUAUAAGCAAUGCAAUAUAAUUGUUUCAUCUACUUAAAUUCUAAAGAGGGUGCUCAAUUUAUGUGCUUUCAGCUGUUAACUGUUUAGUACAUGAUGUUUGCAUUUAUAAAAGUGGACUGGUUGAAGUUUGAAAAUUGUGUAACUAUAAAACCAUAGGACUUAAUUGCAUUGAUGCUGAGGGAAAACUGGAUUGUAGUAACUAGCUGCUCACAAGAAGGAACAAACAAACAAGAGUACGUGCUUGAAUUAACUGCUUGAAGAUUUUUUGGAACUGGCAACAUUGCAGAACUGCACUGCUUGAGAUGAGAGGGGAGACAAGCACAGUCUUCAGUAGCAGCUUCAGCUACAUUAUGAAUGGGAGUAAAUUUCACUUAGCCAUAAAAAAAUUGCCCCUGGUCAGGGAGCAGAGGAGGGGAAUAUGUACCCUAUCCUGAGAAGGACAAAAAUGUAUGCUGUAUUAAGUGGUUGGUGAUGAUUUAGAAAGCCACUGGUUUUCUGAAAGCAUGGAGAAUGUAUAGAAUUAUGGAACUGACCAGGAAUCUAGGGUUAUUACAGCAAGGAGUCACUGUCACUUGUGGGUUUUGGGGUUUUUUGUUUGGUUUUUUUUUUGGAGAGGGAGUGAAGGGUAGGAGAAAUGUGCUUACCAUAGUGAUGGGCAUGAUGUGCAUAUGGAUUUUUGAUCCUGCUGGCUGGCCCUGGCUUAUAUGCCAUUUUUACACUAGGCAUUAUAUAAGUCUGGUCCUUUCAAAGAGGACAUAAAGGAAAACUUAAGUUGUGGUUCAUUCUGCCUGGCUUUUUGUCACUAGCUUUAUGUAUACAUAAUCCUUUUGUUGCCAGUUAGGAAUAUGUGUUUUAGUUGUCUUUUGAGAAGCCAUGGAUCUACUUUUAUCCUAUUAGAAUCUGUAAACUAUACAGCAUAAAACCUAGCAUGUGCUUCACAAGUUUAUUCCUGCACAGAUUAGGGUUUUAUUUGUACAUGACCGACUGAUAACUUGCCUAGUAGAAUUCCUGCUACUUUUAUUGGUUGCAUUUUCAUAACCAACGAAUUAAACCAUUUUGUUAUUCCCCAGCAACUUGUACAGCUGUUAUAUGUACUGUAAGACUUACCAUACCACUUACUGCACAUACCAAGGUGCAGUUGUCCUGUACUCCCAGUUUAGCACAUGGUAUAAACCAUAGUUAAUUUACAAGAGUACUUUUAGAGUGACAGAGCAUCUUGGCAGGAUUUUAAGACUUGUCUCUCUUCUACUUAAAAUGAGAUGAUCUGUACAUUUUGUCAGUCAUUUAAGAGAAAUUAAUACACAUACCCCACAAUCAUAUGUGUGUUUCUGUGGACUUGCACAAGAAUAAAUCAGAAUUAUUCAAGAUCAGACUCAGCAGUGACUUAAGGUAAAUGACUGCCAAAAUACUCAUCAAUAUGCUAAAAUAAAAAGGGACUGUCUGAAACCUGUAGCAGACAGCAUGUGCUCCCUCCCCUGCUCCAGAGCUAUCCAUGUCUCUUCUGCUGUGUUAUGCUUUUUGUGACACUUCUUUCAUUGUGUUGCUGACUUGAUGAAGAGUGCCUUCAACUGCAAUAUUUAUAUAUUGGUCAGGUUUGAAGGGCACCAGUUAGUUUUAGGUUAAAUGGUAUACUUUUAAGAUUGGAAAGCAAUUUCUGCCUUACAAGUUUACCUGUGACUAUUAAAGAGUCCUAAAGCUGUUCUUGAGAAGAAAAUAAAACCUCCAUUCAGGCUCUAAGUUAUAGUUAAACUGAAUCUGAGUGCAAAAAUGUGUAUUAAAAAACCCACAACCUUUAGAAUCUUGGAAUCACAGAAUGGUUUGAGUUGAAAGGGACCUGAUCAUCACAUUCCAGACCCCCCUGCAUGGGCAGGGAUAUCUCCCACUAGACCAGGUGGCUCAAAGCCCCAUCCAACCUGGCCUUGAACACUUCCAGGGAGAGGACAUAAAAAUACUGUGAGACAAUUUUUGGCAUUAAAGUUUUUUUCAUAAAGUAAUCAUUCUAAAUGAGGCACCCCAGUGUGCCUGCAUUAUUCUCCAAGUUGGUACCAGUGGGCUAUUGCUUUUGUAAGUGCUGAAGCCUGAUUCUUCUUGGUGGACUAUUAUUUUGACACUGCAGACUGUCCCACAACUUUCUUAGAUUUUUUUUGUUGGUUUUGGUUGUUUCAGUUUUUCCCCUCCUAAAUCAAGUUUCUCUUGUAUAUUAUUUAUUUUUUGUACUGUCUGUUCUGGGAUGCAAACUGUAUGGAGUGAGUGAAGUGCUGCUCUCCAUCUUUACCAUUCCAUGUCCAUUGUAUGUCCAUUUCAGAGAAUUUGUCCAAUAUGGAACAUAUGCUUUGGGGGUGAAAGGUUGGGCAGAGCGAGAGACAAUAUCUUACUGCAUGAUCAGAAAAUCAUGAGGGAAGUAUUGCAUGAGUUCUGUUACUUGUUACACCUACCAUGGGAACUGUUUUGCAUCUGGGGGGUGGUGGGGAUAUGAUUUGCCUAUUAUUCUUCCACCUAUUGAAUGGGAGGAGAAAGGGGAGAAGGAGAAGGCUGACAGGUUUUAUUUGGAUAUCUUAAUAAAUUUGUUUGCUGGUAUCAUA
Molecule: messenger RNA, 5181 nt
Organism: Calypte anna (Anna's hummingbird)
Lineage: Eukaryota; Metazoa; Chordata; Aves; Apodiformes; Trochilidae
Gene: RAB2A
Product: RAB2A, member RAS oncogene family
Exons: 9
Coding region: 360-998 (212 amino acids)
Cellular component (GO): Golgi apparatus
Molecular function (GO): GTP binding; GTPase activity
Source: RefSeq, a predicted model, not a curated record